Messenger RNA from Ilex paraguariensis (yerba mate), 1777 nucleotides. The record is from the annotation of a GenBank genome assembly. Lineage: Eukaryota; Viridiplantae; Streptophyta; Magnoliopsida; Aquifoliales; Aquifoliaceae.
GUGGCGCAGAACCGUUAAUAGCCGUUGGAAGCCUCCAAAGAGAAGCAAGGCCAAGGCGUGCAUGUCUGCGUAAUCACCUAGAAAAGCCCCCACCCCUUGCGGUGAAACCCCUAAGCCUUUGAACAGUCACAAAAUCCCCCUAUACUUUUCCACCCUAUUACGAAAAGUCCUCAGUCGUCACUCUGUCUCUCUCUGUGUAUUGCUUUACCCCGAAUCUCUUUCUCUCUUCGACGAUCACUCAGAUCCUCGAUCGGCCGCAACAAAAGGUUAAGUAGAUUCUUAUUCACCAUCAGUAUUGAUAAUUGGUGUAAACUAUCAAUUCAAUGCCUUCGGCCGUAUCGCCUCAGUGGCAUGAGAAGGCUAGUGGUUUCUUUUCGUCAUCCGGGGUGAAGCUUAAAGAAGCUGGGCAAUCUGCGGGGACAUUUGUGGGUGAGGUUGCCAAGGAUGCAAAGGGGAAUGUUACUGAUGUGGCUGGAAAAGUUGGGUCUAUGGUCAAAAGUCGAUGGUCGCUUCUCCAACAGCCAUCUACAAGGCAUGCCAUGCAGGACCGUCUUAUUUCCGCUGCUGCAACUACUGGCAUGUUGUUAAGGGCGGGCAUAUCUGAGACAAAAGAUAAGGUUUCUGUUGGAAAGACGAAAGUUGAAGAGGUGGCAAAGAGAACUGCACAAAAAAGUAAAACUAUUAUGACUGAUAUUGAGCGAUGGCAGAAGGGAGUUGCAAGCACUGAUGUAUUUGGAGCUCCAAUCGAGGUUACAGUGCAGCGGCAACAAUCUACCAGUCCUGUUCCGCAUAUAUUGGUUAAAUGUGCAGAUUAUCUAGUUCUGUCAGGGCUGAACUUGCAGGAGUUGUUCAAGUCUGGAGGAGACAAAAAGGUUAUUCAGCAAUUAGUUUCACUAUACAAUCAAGACUCAAAAGCAUCUCUGCCUGAGGGUGUGAAUCCAGUUGAUGUUGCGUCUCUGGCCAAGUGUUAUCUUGCAAGUCUACCUGAGCCAUUAACCACAUUUGAGCUAUAUAAUGAAAUUAGAGGUGCUCGAUCCAGCAUACAUGUGAUGAGAAAUAUACUGAAGAGGCUUCCUACUGUUAACUACAUGACACUUGAACUGGUUACUGCACUCUUACUUUCCGUUAGCCAGAAGUCAUUUCUUAACAAGAUGGAUGCUCGAAGCCUUGCUAUGGAAAUUGCCCCUAUCAUCAUGUGGCAAAAAGGGCGGAGACCAGAAUAUUAUAGACAUUUCUGGAAUCAGCCAUCAAAAACUCAUUCCAAGAAGAACAUGGAUUCUGCUUCAAAUUAUAGUGCAUGGAACAUGCUAGCAGAAGAGGGCGAAGAUAUGGAUGCAUCCUCACCCAUUCCUUUGGACGACGGAUUGCAAGUGGACUUUGGUGCUAUUGAGGUUGUUCAGUGCUUAAUAGAACACCACAAUGCAAUCUUCACAGAAGCAAAUGUGACUGUCUGGAGAUGAUUUUCAUGGUCAUAUUUCCUCAUACUUGAUGGAUUCCUUGUAUUGGAACCUCUAAAAAAUAAUUUCUCCAGAUGGGAGUUUCCAAGUGUUACUUGGGGGUGUUCUUUGCUUAGUAGAUAUUGUGUUCUUCAGCAGCUUUGGGGUGUUAAUGAUUGUAGGUCUGUACAUUUGUGGAGUUAGAAUAGUAUAGGUCUCUAACUUGUAUCCAGAAUAUACUCUCUCUCUCUCUCUCUCUCUCUCUCUAAUUCUUUUUUGGGGGUAAUAUAAAACUGGGUUGUGCAUGCGUUGCUAUAAUUGUGGUUUGUUAUAUUCUUUGA